Alligator sinensis (Chinese alligator) is the source of this 1764-nucleotide messenger RNA. RefSeq names its product G protein pathway suppressor 2 (gene GPS2). The transcript is spliced from 9 exons. Gene Ontology annotation, cellular component: transcription regulator complex. The record is from RefSeq and is a predicted model, not a curated record. The coding region runs from base 63 to 968 and encodes 301 amino acids. Gene Ontology annotation, biological process: regulation of transcription by RNA polymerase II. NCBI's taxonomy places the organism in Eukaryota, Metazoa, Chordata, Crocodylia, Alligatoridae. Gene Ontology annotation, molecular function: transcription coregulator activity.
GAACAGCGCCGGAAGCGGAGGCGGCGGAGCGGCCGCGCGGGGCCGGAGCGGCUGCAGUCAAGAUGCCGGCGUUGUUGGAGCGGCCGAAGUUGUCGUCGGCCAUGGCCCGCGCCCUGCACCGCCACGUCAUGGUGGAGCGCGAACGCAAGCGCCAGGAGGAGGAGGAGGUGGACAAGAUGAUGGAGCAGAAGAUGAAGGAGGAGCAGGAGCGACGGCGCAAGAAGGAGAUGGAGGAACGCAUGUCGCUGGAGGAGACACGUGAACAGAUCCUGAAGCUGCAGGAGAAGCUGUCGGCACUGCAGGAAGAGAAGCACCAGCUCUUCUUGCAGCUCAAGAAAGUUUUGCACGAGGAGGAGAAGCGCCGGCGCAAGGAGCAAAGCGACAUGACAACGCUGACAGCGGCUGCCUACCAGCAGGGCAUGGCCGUGCACGCUGGCGCCCACCUNNCUGCCCCCCCAGGCAGCCCUGGGGGGCACGGCCGCACAGGGACCCUGAUGGCGCAGGACCGCGCGAAGCAGAUGUUCGGUCCGCCUGUCAUCACAACGCGGCAUUUUGCAGCGCCAGCAGCAUUUGGUGCAGCCGAGCACGGCGCCUUCCAGGGGGCGCAGGCGGCGCCGGGGCCUUUUGGUGCUGUGGGGCAGCCUCAGCAUGGUUUCGCGCCUGCGCCUGGGCCUGGCACCCCCGGCCCAGCCCCCUCCUACAGUGCCCAGCCCCUACGCCGGUUCAUCCCACCCAGCACCUCCAUCCCACUGCAGAAGCAGCUGGAACACGCCAACCAGCAGUCCGGCUUCAGCGACUCAUCCGGCUUGGCCUACAGCCACCCUGCCCGCCCUGCCUCACCUGGCAGCUUUCCCCACGGUUCCACUCCCCAGCAGCCCCACACUUCAGGGUUCCCGGCCAGCAGCCAGCCGCCCACGCGCCACCCCUUCAUCCAGCACGGUCAGGGCCAGCGCUUCUACCACAAGUGAUUGCCCUGGGGGGGGGCAGAAAUGGGGGGGCAAAAGAGUGGGAGUCCUGGGCUCUCUCCUCCCCAAAAUCCACAUGUUAAUAAAGAGCUGCCUGUACCACGCCGCUGCUGCCUGCUCCAUGGGCUGGAUGGGGGGCAAUUGGUAGGAGUAAGUGUGGAUGGGUGUGGGAGGGAGGAAUAAGUCCUGCUCCCUUUGUGUAGCAUCUCCCACCCUUGUUCUCUUGGUAUCACUUAAUGCCUGUCUUUAGCUCCACCCCCUAGAUGUUAUUGGCUGACUAGUGUCCCACCUUCUACGACACCUCUUGCCUCCUGGGGCCUUAGUUUCCCUCCACACUCAGUCCCAUGCCCUGAGCCAAGGCCUGUUUGGGACAGGAAGUAUCCUCCAUCCCCAGAAGUGCAGUUUGCUGCACAGGAAGCAAAACCCCCUUAGCACAGGAAGUGCUGCCACCCACACAAGCAACUUCCUGUCUGGACAAGGCCCUAAGUCCCUGUGUCCCAUUUGGGACAGGAAGCAGAGCUCCAAUCAGGACACUGUGUACUGCCCCCAUCCAGGAAGCAGGACUUUAUUUAGGAGAGGAAGUGGGGCCCUAUUCAGGACAGGAAGUGCUGCCCCUCAGACAGGAAACAGGUACAUAGUAAACUGGUUUUAUUGAGGCUGAUUAAACAAACGUGUUGGAUCCGGAGUAAUGGCCACCCUGACAGCCGUGGGGUAGGAGCCGGAAGGGGUGACCCGGGACCCCCCAUGGCCCCCCUAAAGCUCAAGCACAGGGCAGCUGGGGGGGGGGGGGGGGGCCGCA